AUGCAUCCAGGUGUUCUUGGUCUUCUUCACUUACAUUUCUUUGCAGGGAUGAAGGCAGAAAGCUUCCUGGAGUCGCUGAUGAUCCUCAGCCUGUUCCAGGCAUCUGUAUCCUCUUCCUAUGAUGUGGCGUUGGAGCUGUCGGACACAUCCCUGCUGAGCAGCGUGGCCGAGGCCCGGCAGCUGGUGGAUGCUGCCUACAAGCGCACACGGGAUCGCAUAAAGAAGAACCUGCAGAACAAUGCCUUGACCCCAGCAGAGCUCCUGAGAUACUUCAAGCAGCCAGUGGAGGGGACACGAUCGGCUGUCCGGGCAGCAGAUUAUCUGCAGACCACCCUGAGCCUGCUCAAAGAGAGGCUGCGAUGGGCUGUGAGGGGGGACUUCAAUGUCACAGACUUGCUGACUCCAGCUCAGGUGGAGGUGAUUUUCAAGGCCACUGGAUGUGACCAGCAGGAUAAGAAAAUAAAUUGUGUGUCUUCUGGCUACAGAACCAUUACUGGCGAGUGCAACAACAGGAGGAACCCAUCCCUAGGAGCUUCCAACACAGCCCUGGCCAGGUGGCUCCCAGCAGAAUAUGAGGAUGGUGUGUCCGUGCCCCGAGGGUGGACGGAAGGAAAGCGUUUCUCUGGAUUCCCGCUUCCACUGGUCCGACAAGUGUCCAAUGAGAUUGUCCGCUUCCCCCCGGAGCAGAUGCAGAUGGACCAGCAGAGAUCCCUCAUGUUUAUGCAGUGGGGCCAGUUUGUUGACCAUGACCUGGAUUUUAGCCCAGAAACCCCAGCCAGAGUCCCCUUCGGUGGAGAGAUAGACUGUGACACCAGCUGUGCCAAGGCACCUCCUUGCUUUCCCAUCCAGAUCCCACCCAACGACCCCAGAAUCACCAAUAGGAGGGAUUGCCUCCCUUUCUUCCGCUCAGCUGCCGCCUGCACGCGGGGCAGGGCGGUGCGGGAGCAGAUCAACGCACUGACCUCGUUCCUGGACGGCAGCGGCGUGUACGGCAGCGAGGUAGCUGUGGCUGAGCGGCUGCGGGACCGGAGCAGCCGGAGAGGCCUCCUGGCUGUGAACCGCAACUUCACGGACAGGGGCAGGGCGUACCUGCCCUUUGGGCCCAUGAGGAAGGAGCCCUGCCUCAAGGCCAGUGGGGCAGCUAAAAUCCCUUGUUUUCUUGCAGGUGACACCCGUGCGAGUGAGAUGCUGGAGCUGGCCUGCAUGCACACACUCUUCAUGCGGGAGCACAAUCGCCUGGCUGGAAAGCUGAGGAGCCUCAAUCCCCACUGGAAUGAUGAGAGGCUCUACCAGGAGGCACGAAAGAUCCUGGGAGCCAUGAUCCAGAUCAUAACCUACAGGGACUACCUGCCUCUCCUGUUGGGACACAGGUUCCGCAGGUUCAUUCCUCCUUACCGGGGCUACGACGAGUCUGUGGAUUCCCGGAUAUCCAAUGUCUUCACCUUGGCUUUUCGCUUUGCUCAUGCCUCAAUCCCUCCAACUGUUGGCCGCUUAGAUGAAUGUUACAGACCCAUAACUCCUGAAAUUCAACUCCGAACCUCCUUCUUUGCAGUCUGGAGGAUCAUUCAAGAAGGUGGGAUUGAUCCCUAUCUCCGCAACCUCAUGGCCAGCCCAGCCAAACUGAUGACGCAGCAGCAGAUGGUGGUGGGUGAGCUCCGGGACCGGCUCUUUGAGCAGGUUGAAAGGAUUGGGUUUGAUUUACCUGCACUCAACAUGCAGCGCGGCCGAGAUCAUGGCCUUCCAGGUUACAACUCCUGGAGAAAAUUCUGUGGGCUCUCACAGCCCACUGGAGUGAAGUCACUUGGUCGGGUGUUGAGGAAUCAGAACCUGGCAAGGAAGUUCCUGAAGCUCUAUGGGACACCAAAAAACAUUGACAUCUGGAUUGGGGCCCUUGCAGAGCCCUUUGUGAAAGGAGGCCGAGUUGGGCCUCUCAUGGCUUGUCUCAUUGGCACCCAGUUCAGGAACAUUCGUGAUGGGGACAGGUUUUGGUGGCAGAACCCUGGGGUUUUCACUCCUCGCCAGCGCUGUUCACUGGCCAAAAUCUCCUUGUCACGAAUUAUAUGUGACAAUACCCACAUCACUAAAGUGUCAAGGAAUAUCUUCCAUGCUAACAAAUACCCCCGUGGCUUUGUGAGCUGCCGUCAGAUCCCAAAGCUGGACCUCAGACCCUGGAAGUCAAAGAGCAUCAAGAAGCAAGAAAAAGAUUCUGAUGACUUGAAGUGCUGAAUGUUGAAGAUUUCCCAGAUGUCCAGCUGCUGAGGUGGAUUAUUAAUUUUUACUGUGUUUAUGCUUUUACUGCCUCCAGUGUUUGGGCACAGUUCUGUUAUUUGCUCCGCUUGAUUUGCAUGAAGCCUUUACAGUGGGAUGGAGCCCAGGAAUAAAAGAACUUCAUGAAGAGAUAUCCCAGCUCUAUGAAAUUACUCAGUAUCACAAAGCUACAUGAAAUGAGUUGUCCAGAGGCUGAUUCCAAAUCACACCAGCUGCUGGCCUAGGCCAUAGACCCACACAAUACUUCACCAAAAUUUACGGUCAAACGCGUGUUUUGGACAUUCCUUUUAAAAUUUUCAACCCCCACCGAAUGAUGGAGGGCAUUGGAAUGACAGUUGAUUUUUGUUAUCUGAUUUUUUUUUGUUUGUUUGUUUGAAAGAAAUAAAUCCUUCGAUUUCCAGAGAAAAUGUACUAAUGGCAGGAUGCCUUUGAGAGAAGAAGAAAUAGUUGUCCUGCACCCCAAACACACCAUCCUAAAAUGCCCUGUGUCAGGUUUUGCUCCAAUGUGGAAGGAAGAAAUCAGCCACGUGGAUGAGAGUUUUCUCACUAUUAUUUCCCCUAGUCCAGAAUGCCCAAACAUCCUCUGAUGUGACAGAAACCUGUGACAAGUUAUUCCUGAAGCCUGGCAUGAGCUAGAGUGACUCAGCACUGGCCUGUAGAGCUGGUGAGAUGUGGCCUGGUAAAG
Catharus ustulatus (Swainson's thrush) is the source of this 2953-nucleotide messenger RNA. RefSeq names its product eosinophil peroxidase-like. Gene Ontology annotation, biological process: response to oxidative stress. Gene Ontology annotation, molecular function: heme binding; peroxidase activity. The record is from RefSeq and is a predicted model, not a curated record. Lineage: Eukaryota; Metazoa; Chordata; Aves; Passeriformes; Turdidae. The transcript is spliced from 13 exons. Bases 1 to 2226 code for a protein of 741 amino acids.